UGCUCACGAAGCUGCGGUGGAGGUGUGCAGGAAGCCGUGGUGGUUUGCCUGAACAAGCAAACCAGGAGGGCAGCAGACCAGAGCUUGUGCRUGAGCUCCCUAUCGCCCCCACAGCUCCUCCAGAACUGCAACACCCAGCCCUGCCCGCCGAGGUGGGAAACCGGGGAGUGGAGUGCAUGCUCUGCGACCUGUGGGGUUGGCCUGAUGACACGCACUGUAGCGUGCGCUUAUCGGCCUUCUCCAGACAGUAACUACACGACAACUAUGAAGAGUGACGAGUGUCUGAACCCCAAGCCGAGCCCUUUCCAAGCCUGCAACCGCUUUGACUGUCCUCCCGUUUGGGAUGCACAUAACUGGGGGGAGUGCUCCCAAACCUGUGGGGGUGGAGUUCAGAGAAGACGAGUGUUGUGCAAACAGCGUUUGGCAGAUGGCAGUAUCUCUGAGAUGCCAGACUCAUUUUGUCCAUCAUCUCGCCCUGUGAACCAAAGUUCAUGCGGUGGGCAGGACUGCCCACCUCAGUGGGUCACAACUAACUGGUCUCAGUGUUCAGUAACCUGUGGAAAUGGUAUUCAGACUCUUCAAGUCGAAUGUAGGAAGCAAGGAGAGAACGGACGAUUCUGGACUAUCGACUCAGGGAACUGUUCUGUGAUGGCUCGUCCCAUCAGAAUCCGGCAAUGUUCUCUUAAGCCUUGUCAAAACUCACUGAAGCACGAUCCUACCAUACUGGCCCAGAGGAAGGUCUACAUCCAGUGGAGGAAGGUCAAAAAGUUGCAGCUGGUUGUUGGUGGUUAUGCUUACCUCCUGCCCUGGACUACGGUCAUCCUUCGCUGCCCAACGCGACACUUCCGUAAAGGCCAUGUUCGGUGGCUUAAAGAAGGAAAGCCCCUGGUGAACCUCCCACAUUUUUCCAUAAAAUCACAAGGAUAUUUAAAGAUUCAGCAGGCUCAUACAUCUGAUACUGGGAUUUACACAUGUGUCGUAGGCCAGGCACGAGAACAUUUUGUCCUACAGCUCGUUGACAACAAGCAAAAGCUGAGUGUUCCAGAGUCGUGGCUGCUUGAAAGUGAACGACAAAAGGCAAAGCGUCCAGAUAGCUUCUCUACCAACGAACCAUUAAUGGAGCUACCCAUCUCCCUCAACAAAUAUGACGACCUUGUAAAGCAUUUGCUUGACCUUAAAGGAUCUAUAUACAAUGAGAAAUACCUCGCUUACAAACCUCAUUCCAGUGAGAAAAACAGGCCGACUUUUCAGGAAGAGAUWACAGAAUCUUCAAUUCCAGUUGUUCUUGCUGUUAAUAGUCACAGGCUAGAUGAGCUCAUGCACAACCUUUCUGAAGGAUCUAGAGGACCACAGGGGGAACAACUUAUUAAGUUGCUCAGUGAACUCAGUCGGACACAAGGUGAUGCCACUCACGACUCACUGGACGGUGCAAAGUCUUCUACACAAGGAUUACUCUUUUACAAUCCGAACCUCAAAACCCACUCAUCCAGGGCUAGAAAACCGGUGAUUAUUCAGCGAMCUAAGAAGGUCGGUGCAGUGCCUCAAUCGGGAACUGUAGUUUAYGUUGGAGUGCCAGUUUCGCUGCAGAAACCAGUUGCUUCUUUGGAGCUAAGGUGCGAGGCUCUGGGGGACCCUCGACCAACUCUAACRUGGACAAAAAAUGAAAACCUGUUGCGCUACGAUGGAAGAGUUGCCCUAUUACCUUCUGGCUCACUGAGGAUCCAGUCUCCAGGCAAAAGGGACGAGGGGCUUUACACCUGUACAGCCAAAAAUCAUCUUGGAAGCACAUAUCUUUCAUCCUGGCUACAGAUUACAAAUAAUAAAGCACAAAGCUSUGUCCACGGUAACAGCACUGGUCAUACUUGUCCUGAAAAGAUGAACAGCAGCCAGUUAGCUGAGCUGUGUCGAGGACAAGCCUGCCCCUUCAGCUCGGUUGGAUGGCGAGCAGACGUUUGGUCACCCUGCUCAGCUACUUGCGGAAGUGGAUCUCAGUCUAGAAGGGUCCGGUGCAUGAGGGGUCCUGAAAGCAGUUUAAGAGAAGUAGAAAGCUGGCAGUGCCUACGAGAAGGGAAGAAACCAUCUAACACCAGGCUUUGCAACGUUCUGCCCUGUGCUCGAUGGACCACUACCUCCUGGGGGCUGUGUCAUGGACGCUGUGUGGGUCCAAGUCUGGCGACGCAGCACCAACAAGUUUACUGCCAGGACACGAACGGUACCAAAGUCCCCUCCAAGAUGUGCCAUGGACUCAGGAGGCCAAGCGCCAUGAGGAAUUGCUCCACAGAUGCGUGCGCCCUUCAUUGGCACGUGGGACCGUGGACUCAGUGCACGGCCACCUGCGGCCGGCAUGGCUUCCAGUCACGUCGGGUAACCUGCAAGCACCGUCGAACCAACARAACAACCCGGGAACACCAGUGCAGGUGGAGGCCUCGACCUCCCAGCUGGCAGCGAUGCAAUGUUUUAUCUUGUGACAGCGCAGCAGAGUGCAGGGACAGCACACGAUACUGUGAGAGGGUUCGACAGCUCGAGCUUUGCUCCCUGCCUCAGUUUAAGAGCCGCUGCUGCCUAACCUGCUGGAACACCUGAGGGGUGGACGUCGGACGAGGUGCGCGGGGGAAGUUUAAAAUAAAAAAGGCUAGGGGUCAAAGUCGGGGAAGGUACCUGCAUAGACGUGAAUCCUCCAAACCCAAUCCUGUAACAGCUUCAGAGAUUUCUCCUGGACGGGGUCGGGACUGUUGAGCUCCGUCGUACCCAGAGCGGCUCUGAUCUUCCUCUCGAAGAUGUGUUUGGACUCUGAAGGACUCUCCAGGAAACAAAGGCAUCUAAUUGUGAACGCUUCAGUUUCACGUUUUAUUUUUCCACGCUAACUCGACAUGCAUUCCUAAAGUCAUCUAUAUAAACAUAUGAUAGCUGUCUCAAAGGAUAAGACCCACCCCMCAUUAAUAAAAUUUAAUGUUUUAGAACAUUUUUAUACAAAAUUUUAAAAAAAGAACCACAAUUUCCUGUUGAAAUUCAUAAAAUACUGUUUUUAGGUAAACCCACAAGACUGUUUAAAACCACUGGACUGAUGUGUUUUUGUAGCAAUUAUUCAGUUUGUCUUGCAUUUGGCUUGUUAAUGCCUUGUUGGUAAAAUCUAAUAUAUUUGGUUUCAGGCCAUAGGGAAGUAAAUAACAGCAGGGAUCACACUGGCAGAAAAGAAAGUAGAAAAACAUAAAAGAAUUGACAUGCAUGGGUUGCACUAAGGGAUGUGUUUACGACCGGUGAGGUAAAUAAAAAAUUUUUAUUUUGCACUCAGAACUCAUCAAAGUCUUUGUUAAAAACAUGACUUGCAGAGAUUUUUUUAAAAUGUCGCUUUUGUUUGUAGUUUGUCUUUGAUCUGUUUUUAUCCAAACGCCCUUUUAACCACUAACACAACAUUACAGAACAUUAUCUUCUUCCCUAUUUAUAUAAUGAAAACCAGUUUACUGCUUCUGCAAAAUGACAUGUUUUAAUCUGCAUAGAAGAGGGUUUUUUUUUUGCUUGUUGUUAAUUUGACGUUUGCUGUACGCAAAAUGUUUCUUUGUAGAGAUUGGUAAUUAAUAAUUAAUCAUAAUUCUAAUAUUUUGUCCCCAGAUAAGCAGAGUUUGCACUUGUACUUUAACAAAACAAAAAAAAAGAUGAAUGAAAAAAAGAAAAAAAAAGAAAAAAAGAUUCACAUUUACAGUUGCUUUGCAGGAAACUACUGGGUCUUUUUUUCCAAUGAGGUGGAUAUUUUUAUUUAAAAUGUAAAAUAUUGGUAGCAAAUUUUCUGUGCUUUUAUGUGAUGUACAUAUUUGUCAUUUUUACUAUUUAUUUCAAUAAUUUUUAAUGUGGAUGGUUGUUGUUUUUUUUUUCUUUUCUUUUAAAGCAGGAGAGCCCUCUCCUGGUGACUUUAUGUUUCUGCUUUAUGCUUAUUUUACCAUUUUGUCACCAAAUAAAACCAAAAGCAUUCCUGUCUUUGUACAA
Molecule: messenger RNA, 3981 nt
Organism: Austrofundulus limnaeus
Lineage: Eukaryota; Metazoa; Chordata; Actinopteri; Cyprinodontiformes; Rivulidae
Product: ADAMTS-like protein 1
Biological process (GO): proteolysis; extracellular matrix organization
Cellular component (GO): extracellular matrix
Molecular function (GO): metalloendopeptidase activity
Source: RefSeq, a predicted model, not a curated record